Hemibagrus wyckioides is the source of this 2753-nucleotide messenger RNA. RefSeq names its product TANK-binding kinase 1 (gene tbk1). Lineage: Eukaryota; Metazoa; Chordata; Actinopteri; Siluriformes; Bagridae. Bases 88 to 2316 code for a protein of 742 amino acids. Gene Ontology annotation, cellular component: cytoplasm. The record is from RefSeq and is a predicted model, not a curated record. The transcript has 22 exons. Gene Ontology annotation, biological process: peptidyl-serine phosphorylation. Gene Ontology annotation, molecular function: ATP binding; protein serine/threonine kinase activity.
UUUUUUUGCGCACGUGACCGUGUGACGUCACGGGCGAAAACGGAAGAGGAUAUCGUGCUGCUGAGGUUCCUCUAGAAGAAGAACAUCAUGCAGAGUACGACGAAUUACCUGUGGCUCAUCUCAGACCUGCUGGGCCAAGGGGCCACGGCUAACGUGUACCGAGGCAGACACAAGCAUGGAGGCGUCUGCUCAGACGUACAGAUGAGUGACAAUAGCAAGAAAACAGGUGACCUCUAUGCCGUCAAAGUCUUCAACAACCUGAGUUUCCUGAGGCCUCUGGAUGUGCAGAUGAGAGAGUUUGAGGUGCUGAAGAAACUCAACCACAAGAACAUCGUCAAGCUUUUCGCCGUGGAGGAGGAGUCGAACACACGACACAAGGUCUUGGUUAUGGAAUACUGUCCAUAUGGCAGUCUGUACACAGUCCUGGAGGAGCCAUCUAACGCUUAUGGUCUCCCUGAAGACGAGUUCCUCAUCGUCCUGCAGGAUGUUGUGGCUGGAAUGAACCAUUUGCGGGAGUAUGGAAUAGUCCACCGAGACAUUAAGCCGGGGAACAUCAUGCGUGUGAUUGGGGAAGAUGGACGCUCUGUAUACAAGCUUACAGAUUUCGGGGCAGCGAGAGAGCUGGAGGAUGAUGAGCAGUUUGUGUCGCUGUAUGGGACAGAGGAGUACCUGCAUCCGGACAUGUAUGAGAGGGCCGUGUUGAGAAAAGACCACCAGAAGAAGUACGGAGCCACAGUGGACCUAUGGAGCAUCGGCGUCACAUUCUACCAUGCCGCUACGGGCAGCCUGCCAUUCCGACCUUUCGAAGGACCUCGAAGGAACAAGGAAGUUAUGUACAAGAUUAUUACUGAGAAACCCUCAGGAGCCAUCUCAGGACAGCAGAAGUUUGAGAACGGCAAGAUCGAGUGGAGCACAGAGAUGCCGGUGUCCUGCAGCCUCUCGAAAGGCCUACAGAGUCUGCUAACCCCAGUACUAGCCAACAUUUUGGAGGCAGACCAGGAGAAAUGCUGGGGAUUUGACCAGUUCUUUGCCGAGACCAGUGACAUCCUGCACCGCACGGUGGUUUACGUCUUCAGCUUACAGCAAGCCACGCUGCACCACGUCUACAUCCACACGUACAACACAGCCACACUUUUUCAGGAGCUGCUCUUCAGACGCACAAACAUCAGCCCUCCCAAUCAGGAGCUCCUGUAUGAGGGCCGACGCCUCGUGCUGGACCCCAACAGACAGGCUCAGACAUUCCCACGCACCAGCAGGGACAAUCCCAUUAUGCUCCUCAGCAGGGAACUUGUCAAUACUGUUGGACUCAUCUUUGAAGACCCGAGCCCUCCCAAAGUCCAGCCACGAUAUGAUUUGGAUUUGGAUGCCAGCUAUGCAAAGACGUUUGCCGGAGACGUGGGCCACCUGUGGAAAACCUCGGAGUCGUUACUCGUCUAUCAGGAGCUGGUGAGGAAAGGAGUGAGGGGGCUCAUAGAGUUGAUGAAAGAAGACUUCAAUGAGGCGGCGCAUAAGAAAGCGGAGGUUUUCCACAUGUGUAACCACUGCAAUCAAACCCUGGAGAAAACCCAACAGCUAUGUGCAACAUUAAUGCAGGGAAAUAUGUUAUCAACUGAAUAUGAUGAAAUCUCAGACUUGCACAAGAAAGUGAUUAGACUGUCUAACUCACUAGGCUCCAUGGAUCAGACCAUGCAGGACCUCAAAAACAAAUUCCUUCCUGGAGGAAUGCUGACAGAUACGUGGACACAGCAAGUUGGCACACACCCUGAAGACAGAAAUGUGGAGAAAAUCAAAGUGCUUCUUGACGCCAUUACAGCCAUCUAUCAACAGUUCAAGAAGGACAAAGCUGAACGACGUCUACCUUACAAUGAAGAACAAAUCCACAAAUUUGACAAGCAGAAGCUGGUGCUUCAUGCCACCAAAGCUCGAGCCCUGUUCACAGAAGAGUGUGCAAUGAAGUAUCGGCUCUUCAUCUCCAAGAGCGAGGAGUGGAUGAGGAAGGUGCAUCAUGUUAGGAAGCAGCUGCUGUCCCUGAACAACCAGUUUCUCAACAUGGAACAGGAAGUGACUGUGAUCAUGCAGCGUGUGUACAAGAUUCAGGAACAGCUCCCACAGAAGAUCAUGCCCAUUCAGUCCAGCGGCAUCAAGCCCCAGGCUUACCUCAGCCAGAGCACUCUCGUGGAAAUGACGGCGGGGAUGAAGAAAUUGAAAGAGGAGAUGCAAGGAGUAGUGAAAGAGCUGGCAGAAAACAAUCUCUUCUUGGAGAGGUUCGGCACUCUGACAGUAGAUGGUGGACUGAGAAAUGUGGACAGGAUCUGAGAGCACAGCGGAGCUACAAGACACGACGCUGCUUGAAGAGAUAGUUCCGACGAAAAAAGGAAGAAAGAAACGGUGUGCGAUGCAUUUUUGCUGAAACUAUUCCUUUAUGGCCAGUGUUCGUUUUUGAAGGGAUAAAUAAGAUUGCCAAAUAUAUAUUUCUGUAUAUAUGUCCAUGUAAAUAAUAAUCACUUAAAGAGAAUUUAUUUCAUUUUCUUUCCUUUUCUUAAAUCUAUCUGUAAGUUAAAUAAGAGCUGCCUGCUUUUCAGCCUGAUGGCCUGCUUAUCUUGACAUCCAUUCAUCUGUGCUUGUUUUCCAAUCCUUCUUUUCCCCUUGCACUCCAUUUUUCUAAGACGCAUACGACCUUCAGAUAAUUAGACUGUACUGUAUUGGUCUCUUAAUUCUGCCCAUGCGCGACAUUAAAGACUGCAAACCUGCUA